CGGCGAUAACGUCGGCGGCCGUGGUAAUACUGACUGACGUGACGGUGGAAAUAUAUAUUCGAAUAUGGAACACUAAAAUUUAAAUCGUUCGAACUAUUUCUCGCCGUUCACUCGAGCGUUCCAAUUUCGAAAUGGAAACUAGGAACGGACUUUUCGUGCGAUUGGUAUAGUUUUUAAAAUUUUGUUUUCGUCGUUUCCACGUUGAACAGUUGGCUGAUGUAAAAUUCAAGAACUUCGAUUGUUUGCUGCAGGAUUAUUUUUGUGUGAUGUUCUGUAUUGAUUAUUAGUACAAUUGAUGAUAGGAACAUAGUUCGGUAGUCUAUUUAUACCGGUGCAGCGACACUUGGCAGCACGAGGGGUGCUUCUUUAACAGGUCCUGUGGGAACAUUUCGAAGAAAUCAGCAAGCUGCAAGGCUUCCAUUAGCUCUAGUGAUGUGAACAUUGAACAAAAUGUUGCAUAGAACAUCCUCUUCGAGGCGUCGUCGAGCUUCCAGAAGUGCAGCUACUUCACCUCAGGCUAGAUCUCCGAGAGCUUCAGCACAGCCUUCAAGGAGAGCGUCAUUAGCUACCACGGAAACUGAUGAAGAAAUGGAUGCUCCACCACCACAAAGAAGUCCACGCGCCAGUCUUGCUCCUGACGCAGCCUUAGACUUGUAUCACCGUAGCCCAAGGCAUUCUCUAGUUCCUGAAGUAAGAUCAGCUAGAAACUCCAUUACUCCAGACACUGCUAUGUCAACAAGGAAUAAUCUCGCGCCCAAUAGAAAUAAUUUAGGCGUUGACUUGUCAUAUGGGUCACGGUUAAGUUUGAAUCCCCAAGAUUUUAACAGGAGUCCCAGGAACAGUAUUACUCCAGAUAUAACAGCUAGAAGUCCCAGACGGAGUUUAGUACCAGAAGGCACAUCUUGGAAUCAGCCUAGAAAUUCUCUUGUGCCAGAUGUAGGCAGGAGUCCGAGGCAUUCAGUAGCAAGUAUACAAAUUGAUCCGGGAAGGAGUCAAAAAGAUUUAGGGCCCAGUCCUAGGACUAGUCCUAGAGGGAGUAUAGCAACCGAUGUGCCAUUCAAGACGAAAGAGCUGCCUGAUAUAAAUAGAAGUCCAAGAGGUUCGUUAAUACCUGAUUCGCAAAGGAGCCCCAGAGGCAGUAUUGCCCCAUCAGAGAGAAGUGCAAGAGGUAGUCUGGUCACCGGUGAAGUUGAUACUGCUAGGGUUAGUCCACGAGGGAGUUUGACGCUUACGUUCCAAGAGCCUUUAGUGUCUAAAGAGAGGCGGGCAAGUGAAGAUAGUCAAGCUGCAGGGACAAAAGGUAGAAGUGUGUCUCCAUACAGGGCGUCCGUGGGUGGGCGGCACAGUGCUACGGGAGCAUUAUCAGAUACCGGAUCCAGGCGAGCUUCCAGUUCAGUUAGUCAGGUAUCAGGUGAUGAACAAAGAAGGUUAUGCGGUGAACAGGCCAAGUAUAACGACAGAACUGGCCUGGGCCUCGGGGUAGGGCUCACUACCUACGGCUCCGUGGCCUACCAACUGAAAGACGCCAAUAUGGAAGCAUCAGGGACUGUCGACUUUGUCUGUCGAGCUGCUAAAAUUAUGAACAGAACUAUCCUAAUGACAGUGUUCCUGGCCUGCCUCUCAACGUUACCUGUAAUCAUGCUGAUAAUGGGUGUUCAAUAUAUCAGAGAUUGUCCAGCCGAGCCCCGGAUACCAGUGUAUAUGGUUGUGGGUGGAGCCGCCGGAGGAGCAGGCAUCUGCUGGCUGCUGUGGGCUCAGCUAGCCAGUAGAAGCUCCAACACCUCAGCCAGCGUACCUGAGAGAGUUCUGGCUUAUACUCUCACUGUAUUUCUCAUGGGAUGGUUUGCGUUCGGCAACUAUUGGACACUGGGCAUCCUGUGGCCUGACUACGCGCCCACACUGUUCGAGCCUAACCAAUGGUGUCACAGGACGUUAUACGUGUUCGCUCUGACGCAACUUGGCGUGGUGUGGGGCGUCAUAGCGUUGCUAGUACUCUUGUUACUAGCGUUAGUAGUAUGCCAAGUGUUCGGCUGCGGUUGGCUCGGCCCACCGAGGUACAAGUAGCAACGGCGUAGCGUCGUGCUCGAGUUGUGGCACAGAAACAUCAACAACACCAUGGAUGUAGCCGGAGCCCUGCUGCCCUUUACGCAAGUCGUCAGACCGGAGCUCACUAUACACGUGCAAGAAGUCCUCACGCAGGCUGACAGGGAAGUAGACACACAGAAACCAAAGAAUCCCAUUCCAGAAAUAAAUGAACCCGAAAAAGACGGUCCGAAAAGUCCAAACACAGUGAGGGACGUAGCGACUUUGAAGUAUGGGAAAGGCAGUCCCGCCUGAUGGUUGUUGGUUGUGCUUCCGACGCAUGGCAAGAAACAUGUGCAUUUCGAAACGACAGACAAGAUUUAUUACUUUUAAUUCAUUGGUUACAGACUGUUUCUCAAUAUUCGAACAGGAAAGUAGACGACAAAAUUCAAAGAGCAGCAUGUGAAAGGUUACAUUAGCUAGUGUAUGUAGUUGAUCGAGUUGGUAAGCUUUUUGAGUGUUGAUUUAAAGGUGCUGAGUUGAUUUGACAAUUAGUGUUUAGUGCAACAUCCGAGCUCAACGCUGUUUGAUUUUGUGCUAUUGCGAAUUUUCGACGCAUGAUGGUGUAGUCUUAUAUGUGAUAGUAGAAUUAAAGCUAAAAGCAUUUCUAGUUUAAUUUGUUUUAUUAAACCCCUAUAUUGUAAUAGUGUAGUGUUGUAUAAACAUUUUUUUUUUUUGGCUAAGAUACAACGAAUAUUAAUUAGUAUUAGUAAUUUGUAAAAUGUAAAUAAAUUAACACUUCUAAAAAGUUACAAUUGAAUCAGUUGUCAUAUAUUACUGGGAAUAUUGAAAUUUAAAAAAAAAAUAUAUUGUCAUAUACAUAUCGGAUGCUUAAUCUUAUAUUUGAGAAUUGUAUACUAAUAAUAAUUAAUAAUUUUGUAUAAAUUUUAUGUGCACUGUAAUAUUGAAUGUCGUCGAUUUAAUUGAUGCGAUACGGGUUUGCUUCUCAAGAUACUUAUUCAAAAAGCUCAUAAGAAACUACUAAAAUAUCAAGGACUGCUUUUUUAUUAAUAUUUUUUAUAUGGGAAUAUUAACAUUAUUUACAAAUUAUAAAUACAUUAGUGUGUACGUGUGUAUAAUAAUAUUAUAUUCAUAUAUUACCAGCUUUAUUUUUUUUUAAUAUUUCUCUUCAUUUUUAAGCGGUUUGAAAAAUCCUAGGGUAUUUUUAUGCUAUCUGUUUAUGUGCAUGUUAUUUUUUAAUUUUACCAUUACUAAUCUGUUUUUGAUGCCACUUUCUGUAGUGCGUUUUUGGAUUUACUCCUUAUUCGCUUCAUACUAAUUUUGUUACAAUAAUGAUUUUGCAAUUUUUUGGUAUAAAUUCUUAAAUCAUUGAUUUGAUUAAAACGAAUGUUUAUUAUGUUUUCAUUAGUUUAAAAAAUAAAUUUACAUUUAAUAUUGUUUUUAUUAUUUAAUUUAACUUCCCAUUGUCUUGUUUUAUUAAUAUGUUUAUAUUUUUAACUAAAAUGACAGCAUAGUUGUCUACGAAUAACUUGGUUUACAAUCUAUAGAGCCAAUCAGUAGAGUCCAGUCAAAAAAUCAUUUCGAGUUAUCGGGAGUCUUUUUGACUUUAGAUAUCUAUCUCCUUGGACAGCUAUACUUCGUAAUAGAUUCUGUUUAAUUGAUGUUUGACGUUUGAAUUUGACAGUGUCAAUUUGACAUUUAAACCAGUUGCUGUAACUGUCAAGUCAUAGUAAUGUAGUCAUUAGUAGUAUUUAGUGUAUAAAAUAUAUUAUCUCGAAUUCUGAAAUCAAAUAAGUCGCAUCAAGUUGCAUGGAGCAGGCUUUAAUAGAAAUUUUGUGAAAUAAUAAUAUUUUUAUAGAAUGAAACUAUUAGUAAUGUACUUUGAUGUGAUUAUAGAUGGUGAAUAUUUAUUAUAUUCAUAAAUAUUAUAUCAGUAUUUCGUGUUUACAUUAGUUUUUUAUUCGGUGAACAAAAACUAUGAUGAUUUAAAUUUUUCAAAAUUGUCUAUACGUCCUAAAAUUAAGAUAUCGUCCCGUUAAUAGACCAAUUUUCGAAACGGAAAGCUUUAUGAGACAUUUAUAACUUAUUUAUCAAAUUUAAUGGAGUAUUUAAAAGUUGCUAAGAACCAAUACAGAGUCAGAGAUAUUAUUUAUUUUUAAUGGUGCUGUUUCAAUUAUCAUUUUAAUAUUAAAUAAUGAGAAAUGUAAAAACAGCAAUGCGUAUAGAAUUGAAAUUUUUACUCGUAGACUAUAAACUAGGUAUUUGACCAUAUUUGAUAGAUUUGUCAGAGUAGUUAACAUGUCAAGUAGUUCAAUUUUAAACCUAAGAACAAGGAAUUACAUAGAAGGAAUAAUAAAAUAAAAACUGUAAAUCAUAUGGUUGCCUCCUUUCUUCUUAUGCAAGUAUAAUUAGUAAAAAGAGGACGAAAGAUACUCCAUCAGUUGCUAUUAGCAGGCUAGUGUAUAGAAAAUGUUAUACGGCCGUAUAACCCUACCAAAUUAAGAUACAAUCUGCUUGCAUGCUUUCUACACAAACUGUGUCGAAUAUAUAAUCUAGUAAUGUAAAAUUUGUUAUUAACAAAUAAUUGACAUGUCAGUAUAAAAAAAAAUUACAUACACAUUUUCUAUAAACUAGCCUGCUAUGAAUUGAAUAAAAUAGAAACUGAUGGUGUAUCUUUCGUCUCAUUUUUACUAAUUGUAUUUGCAUAAGAGGGAAGGAGGCAACCAUAUGAUUUACAGUUUUUAUUUUAUCAUUCCUUUUAUGUAAUUUUUUGUUCUUAUUUUUAAACAAGCGUUUGACGGUAAUUAUUAUUCUUAAACUAUUGCAUAGAUAAAGAAUAGAAUUUACGAUCCUAACCGAUGUAUAUCUUACAUAUUGGAUGCACGAGUUACUUGUCUAUGCCUUUAUGUAUCACUAUGAAAUAGUGUCGAUGCUUUUCUAACAAAUUAUACUGAAGACUUUAGCAAACAAGUAAAAAUAAUCACAAUUAUAUCCAAUGUACAUAAUGUAGUGAAAUAAAAGUAUAUAUAGUAGUUCUAAUGAGGCUCUUCCAAAAAAAUAUCAAUUUGUUGUUAUAUUUGGAGAUACUCCAUUAUUGUAAUAAUUUUUAAUUAUUUAAAUAAAAGAAAGAUGGAGGACAAAGGAGAAAAAGUUAGGUAGUAUUCAUUAUUUGAAUAUCAUUGCCUUGAUUUUGUAUCAAUUUUCUUGGCACGUUAUGAAUUUUUCAUUAAUAAUAACAUUUUGAUUUGAUGUCAAAUUUGGUAGAAUUUCAUUAAUUUUUAUUAUAUCAAGAUCCAGAUUUUGUGUUUUGUUGUUUCUUUUUUUGUUGUUUUAACAAUAGCAAGUUUAAUAAAAUUUUCCUUCUGUUCGAUAAAGUAGUAAUAAAUAAACAAACCAAUUUUGACAUUUUAUAAUAUUUGUAACAGUAAUAAUUAUAUUUACAUUUAUUAAAUCUUAAAUUUUUAUGUUAAGAAAUCAUAAAACUUAACACAAUUUUAGAUUCUGUCUUUUUUUGGAAGACCCUCUUUAAUAAAAUUAAAUACUAUUUAUUGUAGAGAAAAAAAAUUGCAUCAAAUACGGACAAGUUGAAGAUAGUAAAACUUGAUUUAAUGGCGGUGAAAUUUUUUUUAACGCCAUAUUGAAAGUUUAGGUGGAAAAGAACUGGAUAUGGGAACAUACUAAUCCUGUAGAUAUUUUUAUAGUAACAAGUAUCUAUAAUCAAUGAGGCAACAAAAAUAUCAGAACUAAUUAAUAUUUAUUGCAUAUCUAUUCAUAUCCUAAAGGAAUAUUAUUAAGUAGUACCAAUUGUCAGUAUAAUGUAGAUACUAUAUUUUAUAGGAAAUAGGAAUAAUUUUUUUUAUUCAUAUGUACCAUUUUGUAAAUUUUUGUUCAAAACUUUAAUUGAAAUUAUUUUAAAUAUUUCUUUGUUUAGAGAUUUUCUCAACCAACUUCAAAUAAAAAAAUUUAAACUUUAAAAAUUUUAAAUUAAUUAAUUUAAAAUUAAACUGUAUUAUGUAUUGUAUUAUUGUAUUAUGUAUUCUGCAAUGUAAAAUCGAAUUUCCAGCAUUCUCGUAAAAAAUUAGUAUUUAGACAGCUGGAUGCAUAAUCGUCGUUUUUUUUAUCACAAAUGGAAAUAAAUAAAGGAAUUUCGAUUUCAUCCUGUAUUUUGAAUUAGAUAAUAAAAUUUCUUUAUUUUGAACUGUCUGAAUUAUACUGAGUUUCGAAAUAUUUUUACACUGUAUUAUACUGAGAUUCGGAUUAUUUUUACACUGUAUUAUACUGAGUUUCGGAAUAUUUUUACACUGUAUUAUACUGAGUUUCGGAAUAUUUUCACAUUGUAUUAUACUGAGUUUUGUGGUAUUUAAUGAGAUAAUUUAAUUAAAAUUAAUGUAAUUUCUUUUACUAUGUUACAUUAUGUUAAUGAAUUUCCUAAUAAUGUAAAUUUAUUAAUGUUAGAUAUUGUAUAUGAUUAGUGCCUAUAGCAUACACAUGCUUUAUAUUACGACCACUAUAUUAGAGUUAUAGAUUCCCUUGUGUUAUCUAUCAUACAGAAUAAUCUAUAAAUUAUGGGAGUUACUGAUAACAAUUAAUAAAGACUAAGAAUAAAUAUAAUUAUAAAUAUAAAUAACCAGAAUCAUGACUUUAUGAUUUUUAUUGAAAUAUAAAAUUAAACAAAAUAAUGUAAAAAAUGUAUUUGCGUGUCUUUAUUGUGAUGAAAUGAG
Messenger RNA from Galleria mellonella (greater wax moth), 6764 nucleotides. RefSeq lists its product as uncharacterized. Lineage: Eukaryota; Metazoa; Arthropoda; Insecta; Lepidoptera; Pyralidae. The record is from RefSeq and is a predicted model, not a curated record. The transcript has 9 exons. Bases 451 to 2064 code for a protein of 537 amino acids.